This is a messenger RNA of Erpetoichthys calabaricus (reedfish), 2951 nucleotides long. RefSeq names its product bestrophin 2 (gene best2). The transcript is spliced from 10 exons. Lineage: Eukaryota; Metazoa; Chordata; Cladistia; Polypteriformes; Polypteridae. Bases 425 to 2419 code for a protein of 664 amino acids. Gene Ontology annotation, molecular function: chloride channel activity. The record is from RefSeq and is a predicted model, not a curated record.
UCUGGAGAAUGAAACGCCACCCGGAAUCGGCAGUUUUAAGCAUUCCAAUCUGUUCGACAUCGGUUAUCAUCUGUCCUAGAAUAAACUAGAACUAGCCAGCGUACCUAACCAACGCCCCCUGUAAGUGGGGGUGUGAACGGGGCGGCGCACGAGCGCUCCGAGAAAUUCAAAAGUGCGCACGGGCUGAGCGGACAGAGAAAAAGCGAGCGGUCGGGCGCGUUAAGAAGACUGGAGAGAGAAGGGGGGGUCUAGUCUAAGGAUGCGCUGUUCGCGAUGAUUUUUAUUUUCCCAAAGCUUGACUGGCUCAUCUGCAGGAGGACACGCGGGCAGACCUCCAAGGUGUGACGCUGCCUCCCAGCUUAUGUCUUCAUAAGAUUUCUGCUGCUGGCUGACUGAAGUCACAAACCUUGCCAAGUGUGCCACCAUGACUGUCACCUACACGGCCAGGGUAGCCAAUGCCCGCUUCCUGGGCUUCUCCAAGUUGCUCUUGGCAUGGAAGGGCAGCAUCUACAAGCUGCUCUACAAGGAGUUCCUGGCAUUCUUCUUCACCUACGUGGCCCUGAGCAUCAGCUACAGGUUCUUCCUGACUGAUGACCAGAAGCGGUACUUCGAGAAGGUGGCCAUCUACUGCGACCACUAUGCCAACCUGAUCCCUAUGUCUUUUGUUCUUGGUUUCUAUGUCACCCUGGUGGUGAACCGUUGGUGGAACCAGUACACCUCCAUCCCGAUGCCAGACCGCCUGAUGUGCGUCAUCUCGGGCACCGUGCACGGCGGGGAUGAGCGGGGCCGCCUCCUGAGGCGCACACUGACGCGCUACGCCAGCCUGUCGGCUCUCCUCAUCCUGCGCUCGGUCAGCACGGCGGUCUUCAAGCGCUUCCCCACCAUGGACCACGUCGUCGAGGCGGGGUUCAUGACCAGAGAUGAACGCAAGAAAUACGAGGGUCUGCGCUCUUCUCACAACAAGUACUGGAUACCCUGUGUGUGGUUCACCAAUUUGGCAUCCAUCGCUCGCAAGGAGGGCAGAAUCCGAGAUGACCAGGCGCUCAAGCUGGUGCUGGAGGAGCUCAACGUCUUCCGUGGGAACUGCAGCAUGCUCUUUCACUACGACUGGAUCAGCGUUCCUCUCGUCUACACGCAGGUGGUCACCAUUGCCGUCUACAGCUUCUUCUUCGCCUGUCUCAUCGGAAGGCAGUUUCUCGAUCCCACCCGGGGCUACCCGGGCCACGACCUCGACCUUUACGUUCCUGUGUUCACCCUGCUGCAGUUCUUCUUCUACGCUGGCUGGCUCAAGGUGGCAGAGCAGCUGAUCAACCCCUUUGGAGAAGAUGAUGACGACUUUGAGAUCAAUCGCCUCAUCGAUCGAAACUUCCAGGUCUCCAUGAUGGCCGUGGACGAGAUGUACGACGACCUGCCGCUCAUCGAGAAAGACCGCUACUGGAACGACUCGAACCCGAGGCCACCCUACACGGCCGCCACCGUUUUCGUCCUGCAGAAGCCCUCAUUCCAGGGUUCCACCUUUGACAUGACAAUUCCAAAGGAGGAGAUGCACUUUCAGCCGCUGGAGGACAUCGACGAGAACAUGGAGGACCAGGACUGCAGCGAUGUGCCCGGGCUCCACCACAACCUGCCGCUUUUCAAUCGCCUCCUGAGUGCCGCCCCGUCGCCCGCCACCCUCAGCAGUGCCCUGAGCCGCACAACCGCCCGCCGCCUACAGCUCCUCAAGCGGCACCCCAGCUCCGGCUCCGAGGGGGGCUCCAUGUACUCGUGCCUUUGCCAGGACACCCAAAGCACCGUUUGCAGCUGUGGUGCCUACAGCCAGCACCCGCCAAUCAACACCAUUAAAUUCGUGCGAACGGACAGCGAGACCCAGGAUGGCGAGCCGGCCUCGGAUGGGCAUGUCCCCAGCAGUGCCGUCAAUGGGCAGGAUGGCAAGGUGGCGACGGUUGAGCCUACCGGUGAGGAGGAAGGCCACCAACUGAUGCGCUCGCCAGUGGAGAAGCUGGAAAGUGAGCUGCUGCGGGUGCCCGUCAAUGGCGAGAAGCCGGGCUUGGCUGUGACACUGAUCGAAAGCUUUGCCCAGCCAGUUGCCCACCACGAUGGCUCCGUUCAGGACUUCUUGGCUUUCCAGAAUCAGCAGAACCAGCUGGCGAGCAGGAGGGAUGCAGUUGUGGCCCAGCAGGAGAAGCUCCUCCAAGCCAGUGAGACUCUGCUGUCGUUCGCCCCUAGUGGUGGACUUUAUAAUGUGCAGGAACAGCCGCCACCACCAACGCUGGCACCAGCGCCACCCCCUCAGUGGACAACUCUGGACAAGAGCAGCCUGCGCCUCCGCAGUGUCAGCAUGGGCUCCGACUUCAGCAUCACGCUGCCGGUUUGUGAUGGACACUUCUGCCCCCUGGAGGCAGACAAUGGCAUUUAUUAGCCGGAGGGGGUGGAAGGCCUGGUUUUGUUCUGGUGUGGCAUCCCACCUUUUAAAUGGACUCGGAUCUACCAAGUGGAUGAACGGAGUAUCAGUGGGGGUCUGUGUGGCUUGGAGGGAAGUCGCUGUAGUUUAUAGAUUUUCCUCCGGACCCCUGAAAACCCCUUUUUACAUGGAUCAGGGCUUGGGGGGGUCUUGGGUUGGGUCUGUCCUCGUACACCACACCAAGAAGAAGGACUUUUUAAAGGAUAGAGGUGAUGGUGCGGCCACGGACUGUCCUGCUGGCUUUCGGGACACUACAUGGCGGGCUCCUCUUUAACGGGCCACAAAGAAGCAGAUUUUAAUUUAACGUGAACUGGUCGGCUUGAAGACCCUAAAUGAACAAGGUGGGUUUUUAGCUAUAAAAUGACUGCAAUUCCUAACACAAACUGUAGAUGGUGCUAUACUGCUGGUCCUGGCAGCUUUUACAGCCUGAAGGGGGCACCAGAGCCCGCCUGCCAUUGGGGGUUUUCUUUGAGUACUGAAGGAGAAUUUU